AUGAGGUGGUGUUUUGCCGUUGGAAGCCGUUGCAAUGGCAGCUGGACUGCAGCAUCAGCACGCGGUUGGCGCUCCGGGGGCGGGCGUCGUCUUUUGAGUCAUAGCAGCAGAACGGCUUUGGGGCGCACUAAUAGUGCAGCUCCCCCGCAGUUGCGACCAGGACAUCGAUUUCUGCCCCUCGAGAAGCUUCCAUCGCCUUCGCCAACACCAACUCUGAGCUACUACUACACCAAUACUACCACCACCACCCUCGCGACGUCACGUCUCGGUUCUGCGGUUGGAAUCCCCUGUCGGAGAUUAUCCUACAAAAGUCGUCCUGGCUUGAUAAUACCAAAUCAGAGAUCCUCCUUGUCGACAACGAACAAAACCGCCAACAUGGCCACCGAGGUCAAGUGGACCGCUGAGACGGUUCGCAAGACCUUCCUCAACUACUUUGAGGAGAGGGGUCACACAGUAGUUCCCUCGUCGUCGGUGGUCCCUCACAAUGACCCCACCUUGCUCUUCACAAAUGCCGGCAUGAACCAGUUCAAGCCCAUUUUCCUGGGCACUAUCGGCAAGACUGAUCCUAUGGCCGGUCUGAAGCGCGCUGUCGACUCUCAAAAGUGUAUCCGCGCUGGUGGCAAGCAUAAUGAUCUUGACGAUGUCGGCAAAGACAGCUAUCACCAUACAUUCUUUGAAAUGUUGGGCAACUGGUCCUUUGGAGACUAUUUCAAAAAGGAGGCCAUUCAAAUGUCGUGGGAGCUGCUGACCAAAGUCUACGGUCUCGACCCCGCUCGGUUAUACGUAACCUACUUUGAGGGUAACCCGGAAAUGGGCCUUGAGCCCGACUUGGAAGCCAAAAACCUAUGGCUUGAGAACGGCGUACCUGAGGAUCACAUCCUGCCUGGAAACAUGAAGGACAACUUCUGGGAGAUGGGUGACCAAGGUCCAUGUGGUCCUUGCAGUGAGAUCCACUAUGACAAGGUGGGCGGAAGAAACGCCGCUCACUUGGUCAACAUGGACGACCCCUUGGUUGUCGAGGUGUGGAACAACGUGUUUAUUCAGUUCGACCGGCAGCAGGACAAGUCCCUGAAAACUCUUCCCGCCAAACAUGUCGACACAGGUAUGGGUUUCGAGCGCCUGGUCUCUGCCCUGCAGAACAAGACUUCGAACUAUGCCACCGAUGUUUUCUCUCCCCUGUUCGCCAGGAUACAGGAGGUGACAGGUGCCCGGGCAUACACGGACAAGUACGGCAAGGACGAUGCCGAUGGCAUCGACACGGCCUACCGUGUAGUUGCUGACCACAUCAGGCUCAUGGCCUUCUCGAUUGCCGAUGGUGCAGUUCCAAACAACGACGGCCGUGGCUACGUUGUCCGUCGUGUACUGAGGAGAGGUGUUCGAUAUGCACGCAAGUACUUCAACGCCGAGAUUGGAGGUUUCUUUUCGCAGAUUCUUCCCACGCUCGUUGAGCACAUGGGAGAACAGUUCCCCGAACUUGGUCAGAAGCAGCAAGAUAUCAAGGAAAUUCUGGAUGAAGAGGAGGAGGCUUUUGCCCGGACAUUGGACCGUGGCGAAAAGCAAUUCGAAAAGUAUGCCUCAAUGGCCAUCAAGGCUGGCGAGAACAAACUUUCCGGCUCGGAUGUAUGGCGGUUGUACGACACUUUUGGAUUCCCCGAGGAUCUUACAAAGCUGAUGGCCGAGGAACGUGGCAUCACUAUAGAUGAGGCCGAAGUUUCAGUGGCUAGGGAAAAGGCUCGCGAGGCAAGCAAGGCGGUCAAGGAGUCGGUUCAGACCUUUGCCAAGCUUGACGUGCACAGGAUCUCAGAGCUAGAGAACGAGCUCAAGAUCACACGCACAGACUCUGAGGCCAAGUACUUGAAGGGUGAUAUAACCUCCAAGGUUUCUCUAAUCUAUACAGGCAAGGAAUUUCUCAAGAGCAGCAAGGAGAUCCCACCAAAGACGCCACUUGGUCUUAUUCUGGACAAGACCAACUUUUAUGCGGAAUCUGGUGGUCAAAUUGCCGACACGGGCCGCAUUGUCAUCGAUGGAGUGGCCGAGUUCAAGGUUUUGGACACACAAGAGUUCGGCGGUUACGUCUUACACAAUGGCUAUCUGGAGUAUGGAGAGCUCACCGCUGGAGAUUCGGUCAUUUGCGAGUAUGAUGAGCUCCGUCGGCAACCGAUCCGCAACAACCACACAGGCACCCAUAUCCUGAAUCACUCACUUCGUGAGGUUUUGGGUGAUGACAUUAACCAGAAGGGAUCUUUGGUUGAUAACGAGAAGUUGCGAUUCGACUUUUCUCACAAGACUGGUGUUACGGUUCCCGAGCUCAAGAAGAUCGAGGACCUGUCAAACGCUUAUAUCCGCCAGAACUGCAAGACUUAUACCAAGGAUGUCGACCUGGAUCUCGCCAAGCAGAUCGAGGGAGUGCGCGCUGUUUUCGGCGAGACAUACCCCAACCCCGUCCGUGUUGUUUCCAUCGGCAUUGAGGUCGACAUGCUGCUCGAAAACCCCAAGAAUCCGGAGUGGCGCAAGGUUUCGGUUGAGUUCUGCGGUGGAACCCACGUCGACCAGACAGGAAUAAUGAAGGAUAUGAUCAUCGUCGAGGAGAGUGGCAUCGCCAAGGGCAUUCGACGUAUCGUCGCCUACACAGGCGAUGCUGCCCACCAGGUCCAGCGUCUCGCCGCUGAUUUCUCCAAGCGCAUCGACGAGCUCGAGAGCCUGCCCUUUGGAACUGAAAAGGAGGCCGCCAUCAAGACGACGCAGGUAGACCUGGAGCAGCUCGUCAUCUCAUCGGUCACCAAGGAUGAGCUGCGCACGAGGUUCACCAAGAUCCAGAAGGCUGUCGUUGAGGAGCAAAAGAAGAAGCAAAAGGCCGAGAGCAAAAAGGCACUCGACACUGUUGCUGAGCAUUUCAAGAACCCGGAAAAGGCAGACUCCAAGGUGUUCAUUGGACAACUGCCCAUUUCGGCCAACGCCAAGGCUGUUUCUGAAGUGAUGAACUUUUACAGAUCGAAGGAUAAGGAAAAGUCGGUCUAUCUGUUUGGUGGCAGCAAGGAAGAGGGUGCCGUGGUUCACGGUGUAUAUGUGGGAACCGCUCUCGCUUCACAAGGCAUCACUGCUGAACAGUGGGCCAAUGCUGUGUCGGAAGUGAUCGGCGGCAAGUCUGGCGGAAAAGAGCCGACGCGACAGGGACAAGGCACCAAGCCGGAGAACCUGGAGCAGGCUGUUGCAGAGGCCGAGAAGUUCCUGACCGAGAAGAUAAAGGACCUCAAGAUCUGAACGGCUUUUCGGACUGAACUGCUGCGGAAGCGUAGAAGGGGAAUGUGAAUACAAGCAAGAAAAACGCAUGCAUAGUUCGACAUCUUCCAAGGAAUGAUAUGCAACGUUGAUUUACAGGUCAAAACGGCCGAUAGGCUAGGUCGCGACACAGUUUUUCUUUUUUUUGGCGACGGACUUUUAUGGAGAAACCCGGAUGGAACAUGGGAGGGAACCUAUGCUGGACGGGUAGGACGGUUAAGCGCCGAAAUCGGGUGCGGCGCUGCGAAUUUAGUCUGUAGCUCCAAGAUGGCAGCUACUGGUGUUACAUGUUCUUCUUGUUCUUUUUCGACGUCUUUCGGCUAGAUGUACCAACAAAACAAAGAGAGAGAAAAAAAGAUGGGACCAAAAACACAAACUAUUGGGCCACUUUAUAAUGUUGUCAUGACGCUGGCGUUUUUGAACCAGCUCAGCAUCGGGUUCUCGCCGCUCUUGGUACGAGUCUCAUCGACGUAGGCCCAGCGGCGCAUAAAGUCCUCAUGGGUCAAGACCCUGCUCAGCCUACCGGUGAUGGCCUGGUACAUUUUUUCCAUGACGGUAAAGUCGGUCGGAAACAUGAUGUCGAAGUAGCCUUGAUGUACCUGGGGUGUCGUCACGGGCACGGGGCGGCGCUGAUACCGCGUCUGGACGAUCGGCGCGUUCAGACCCGGGGUGGCGUCUGGAAGCCAGUGGAAAUCGCUCGUGACGAGGCGGUGGGCGGGGAAGUAGCGGUCGAGGACCUCGAAGAACUGCAUCAGACUGGUCGGUAUGUACUCUGGCUUGCUGAGGUUGUGGGCAAAGGGCAUGCCGAGCUUGAGCUUGCGCAGCAGCCUGUUGGCCGGGUAAGGGGUCUCGUAGCGGCCCCCGGUUGCUGCGUGCCUGACGCGAAAGAAGCGCUCGGCCAGGGGGUCGAGCCUGGGCUCGUAAAACUCGAAAAAGUCGCCGCGCUGGUCGAUGAGGACGGUCCCCUGCAUGGGCUGCUCGGUGGCCAGGUCGUAGCGGAUGCAGUCGUGGGAGAAGUUGUCAAAGACCUCAAAGGCGAGGAAGAAGCAGGGGCUAGGCUCGGGCUGGGCCCAGUCAAGGAUGGAGCGGUUGAUGAUCUCGACCUUGUCGGCGUGGCCACGGGCGGCGGCCGAGGAGCGCAGCUGGCGGUUCUGCAUCUCGGCCAGCGAGGACGAGAUCUCGAUGAUACGGUACUUGGUGCGGUCGUAGACGGACGGCUCCGUGUCGCGAAUGAAGUCGAGUAUGUUCAGCAUGAGGGUGCCGCGCCCUGCGCCCAUCUCGUAGAUGAUGAGGUCGUGGUACGGAUAUGAUGUCAGGACGUAGUUGGCCAUGAGGUAGCGGGCGAUGGCCUCGCCGUAGUAAGGGCGGAAGAGCUCCGUCGGGGUGAACCACAGCUGGCGCGUGUCCGAGGGUUGCGUCUUGUCCAGGUCGUCCUCAAAGUCGG
Molecule: messenger RNA, 4723 nt
Organism: Pyricularia grisea
Lineage: Eukaryota; Fungi; Ascomycota; Sordariomycetes; Magnaporthales; Pyriculariaceae
Exons: 7
Coding region: 1-3261 (1086 amino acids)
Biological process (GO): alanyl-tRNA aminoacylation; tRNA modification
Cellular component (GO): mitochondrion; cytoplasm
Molecular function (GO): aminoacyl-tRNA deacylase activity; ATP binding; alanine-tRNA ligase activity
Source: RefSeq, a predicted model, not a curated record